Messenger RNA from Eucalyptus grandis, 2431 nucleotides. RefSeq lists its product as uncharacterized. The record is from RefSeq and is a predicted model, not a curated record. The transcript has 8 exons. The coding region runs from base 379 to 1905 and encodes 508 amino acids. Lineage: Eukaryota; Viridiplantae; Streptophyta; Magnoliopsida; Myrtales; Myrtaceae.
UAAGGAAAGUUCUCUCCCUUCUUCUCCCCCCAACUGAGUUCGGACUCGCCAUAGCCGAGUUACCGAGUGGGGAGCGAGCGAGUCGAUUCGUUCUCGAUUUCAUUCGCAAGUUCGCUUCUCCUCCUCCGAAUUCCACAUUGAACUUCUCUCUCUUCUCUCUCUCUUCGCCUUCUUCAGCAGAUCCGGAACCUCACCGGACCGCCCGCCGCCGCCUCGCCUCGCCUCGCCGCGCCGCCGCGCCGCGCCCGCCGAUCGAUCCGCGCGUCCGCAGCUGCAGAUCGGAGCUCGGGCGCGGACCGGGAGGUUCGGAGCCGUCCCCGGUUGCCUCUCGCUCGUGAAAUGGCGGCGAUCUCUCGGAACGUCUGAGUUCGCAAAACGAUGGAGGCGGAGGGCCUGCGAUCCGUCUCCUUGCGAGCGAAUCGGCGCGGCGACCGCGGGAAUCAGAGCUCCUCGGCGAAAGAUGCCGAAGGAGGGUUUUUUUCUCCGGGGAGAUUGGCGCACGAGUAUCCGAUGAAGGUCAUGUUCAGGAUGGGCUUUGUUCGGCUGGUUCUGGUCGCGGGCAUCGUCUGGAUGUUGCUCAUUCUCAGUGUGUUGCUGUUUCACGUAUGGUCUUGUCAAUCUUCGGUUGCUUUCGUAUCAGCUAUUUGCAAUCGAGAGAGCAGGGUAAUUAAAAUACUAGACACGAUGGGAAUAGUACCGCAACCACAGCAACCACAGCAAACACAGCAUCGAUGUCCAAUACCCCUUGCCAACAAUCCCGAUGGAGUUGCUAUACCAAGUGGAAGAACGCCAGACAAAAUCGUUGCAAAUUUGCACUAUGUUAUGGAUGAUGAAGAAAUUAACAAUUCAUCGAAGUCACCUCCACUUUUUGGAGGACGUGAAACUUGGUCACAGAGAGAAGAAAGCUUUAAGCUCAAUUCAACAAUGAAGGUGCAUUGUGGAUUUAUCCGUAAUGGUGGUGCUGAGAUGGAUCCUAUUGACAUCAAAUAUGUAAAGAAGUGCAGAUUUGUGGUUGCAUCUGGCAUUUUUGAUGGAUAUGAUACACCACACCAGCCAUCAAACAUUAGUCAGCAGUCAAAGAAGCUCUUUUGUUUUCUAAUGGUGGUGGAUGAGAAAUCUCUUGCUUUCAUCAAGAGCAAUGUUACUGUAAGGAAGGAUGAUGAUGGGGGACAAUGGGUGGGAAUUUGGCGUCUUGUGCUUUUGAAAAAUUCACCAUAUGAUGAACCCAGAAGAAAUGGAAAGGUUCCGAAGAUUUUGACCCACAGGUUGUUCCCUCAAACACAGUAUAGCAUCUGGAUUGAUGGUAAAAUGGAGCUGAUAGUUGAUCCGUUUCUAAUGCUUGAAAGAUAUUUAUGGAGGGGGAAGCAUACCUUUGCAAUUGCCCAGCAUAAGCAUCAUCGCAGCAUAUAUGAGGAGGCUGAUGCAAAUAAGCGCAGGAAGCGAUAUGCUCGGCCUCUUAUUGAUCUUCAUAUGAGAAUCUACAAAUAUGAGGGGAUGCAACCGUGGACUCCUGAAAAGGGAAACCCAAGUGAUGUUCCGGAGGGAGCCAUUAUUGUCCGCGAGCAUACUGCAAUCAACAACUUGUUUUCCUGCUUGUGGUUCAAUGAAGUCGAUCUAUUCACACCUAGAGACCAACUCAGUUUUGGGUAUGUCGUCUACAGAUUGGGAGGUGCUUUCAAGUUCUUCAUGUUUCCAAAUUGUGAAUACAACUCGAUAUUUGUGCUACAUCCACACACUCGGGAACAUUCUUCUAAGAUUGAAUGGGUGAAAAACAUGAGCGAGUUUGAGGGAAAAGGUAGCAUUUUGAAAGAAAGUCGGGGAGGCUUAGGCCUGUGGACUCCUUAUCCAGGGAACUUGAAUGAAGUUGUACUGCCACCUGUUGCAAGAACUUCAAAAGCAGGCUGAUACUCUAGCGCAUCCAUUUGGCUUGUUUGCGUAUCUUUGUUCCAAGUGAACCCUCUACGAAUUAUGCUUUGGGUACACCACAUCCUGAUUUGGAGAAGACUUAGGGCCACGGAAAGGAACUGUAAAUCCAUUGAAGGAGAUACAGGAGAAUUGCUAGGCAUGCUGAGAGCAGAGCAUUUUAAGGAUGACUGGAUACUGGUAUAUAUUCUUUGCCCAACUAAAUUGCGGAGAUUAACAAAUUAACCUUGCUGCUAGUUUGCAUGCGGGAAUCGGUUUUAGUCGAAGAGGCUAUAUGAACAUCUUAUUUGAAAUGCUCCUUUUUGGCUGGUGUUGCUGAUAUUUUUAUUAGCCAAGGCUGAAAUCAAUGGUAUAGUUUUGCUAUUGCAAAUGCGACGAUGUCCAAAGUGUUACUGAUGCUUAGAUUUGUUGAUGUAACCUUUCCAUACAUUGGAGAGGAAUUGGGACAUUUUACACCCAUUAUGCUUCUAAAUGCAUCUCCUUUCACGGACACUUUACUUCUUGGGAA